UACAUUCUCCAGUCGACUAAUUUACAGUCCGAAUGCAACCCCAAAAUCGUCUCCAUUCGGGAGAUUUCUAGGGUUUCUUGCUCGAUCAUCUCGACCGCCACGCCGCUGGAGAUCCCUAUACUCCGUACGCCCGCGUCCUGCGAGUUGGCUAUCGGCUGUGUUCCUCGAUCCGCCUCCGAUUUGGCCCUGGAUUGUCUCUGGACAGCUGAGUUUCUACCCAGUCCGGGGGGGAAAACAGAAGCAGAUUUUAGGAGUACUGUGGGCAUUCAUCUGUAUGAUCUUUGGGUACCUCUGAUGGGAAGUGGCAUUUUUGUGUGUGGAUGAGAUAACACAUUUUUAGCAUUGAUGAGGAAAAAGAGGAAAGGAAGCGAAGCUGAUACAUCUGCUGAGCUACCAGAAGUUACCAAAUCAACCCGUGAGCGGCAAUCAUCAAAUUUGAGGUCUCACUACUCAUUAGAAGACUAUUCGCGGCUGAAGAAGAGAUGCAAGGAAGAUGCUGUUGCCGAACCUAUUAACUCCUGUAAAAGUAGGCUUGUCGGCAUUGCCACUGCUCCGCCAUGUGGAACCUCGUCAUUGGUCACUGCUGGGAGAGGUCUCAAAAGGAAGAUAGGGUGUAUAGAUGUGGCAACUCAAAUGGGUCGUAAGAAGAAGAUUGAGGAUGACUAUGUUCAGGGUGACACCAUUGGUCAAGGGAAAUUUGGUUCGGUUUCGUUGUGCAGAUCUAAGGCAAGUUGCGUAGAAUUUGCCUGCAAGACUUUGCGGAAAGGGGAGGAUCCCGUUCAUAGGGAGGUGGAGAUCAUGCAGCAUUUGUCAGGCCAUCCGGGAAUUGUGACAUUGCAAGCAGUGUAUGAGGAGCCAGAUUGUUUUCAUCUUGUGAUGGAGUUAUGCUCUGGUGGGCGGCUCAUUGAUUGGAUGGUGAAGGAGGGUCCAUUCUCGGAACAGCGGGCUGCAAAUAUAUUAAAGGAAGUAAUGCUUGUGAUCAAGUAUUGUCAUGAAAUGGGCGUUGUACAUAGAGACAUAAAGCCUGAAAAUAUUCUUCUCACGACUUCAGGACAAAUAAAGCUUGCAGAUUUUGGACUGGCUAUGAGAUUUUCCAUUGGUCAGAACUUAUCAGGUUUGGCUGGAAGUCCGGCUUAUGUUGCCCCAGAAGUUCUGUCAGGGAACUAUUCUCAGAAGGUGGAUGUAUGGAGCGCUGGAGUCCUUUUACAUGCAUUAUUGCUGGGUUUUCUUCCUUUCCAAGGAGAUUCUUUGGAGGAUGUUUUCGAGGCUAUAAAGAGUGUAGAGCUUGAUUUCCAUGCGGGGCUGUGGGAAUCAGUUUCUAUGCCCGCUCGUGAUCUGAUUGGAAGGAUGCUAACUAGGGAUGUUUCCGCACGGAUAUCUGCAGAUGAAGUGCUCAGACAUCCCUGGAUCUUGUUCUACACGGACCGCACUCUGAAGACUAUCUCCAUCAAGUCGCGAGCAAAGAAUCAUGGGGGAACAGCUUCUCUUCGAGUACCUGUUUCCACGAGAGUCGGAUCCCCGAUUAACCUGAUAGAAGAUGACUCCCUUAAUGGAAAAUUAACCCAACUCCUGUCGACACCUUCUACCCAGAGCUGUAAGUCUGAGGAGCCAGAUGAGAGCGGUUUCAUUGAUGCUCUUUCAGUAGCAGUAUCCCAUGUGAGAAUCUCCGAGCCCAAAAGGACCCGGCUCUGUAGUCCAACUGGCCCGAUAGAACAACAGCACUCCUCCAACCUGAGGUCUAACGCCCUCUGUAAAGCUUUCUGACCUAUAACCCUCAUAAUAAAGAUCCCCUCAGCCCCGUUAUCUCAGCCACCGAUUGUUGUGGACCCGCACUGGUUGUCGUGGGAACCUAUUUAUCGGAGGUUGUGGUCAACCGGUCUAGAGGAAGACAAUGACAAGAGGGGAACCCAUCAAAAAGGCCUUCUCCUCUGUUGCUUUUAUGACUCUGGAGAUCGAGAACUCACCCUCCCACCCUACCAGUCCCUAAGGAACUUACUAUUCGUUACGACUCGUUUCUCAUUUUUCAGGUUGACUAACUAUUAUGUACAGAAAAUAGUGAUCUUGUAAAUAGUUUGUUGCUCGGAGCUAAUGAUCGACUGAACCGAAAUUGAGUUCUACUCGUAACUCUUAUAUUUCUUUA
Molecule: messenger RNA, 2140 nt
Organism: Punica granatum (pomegranate)
Lineage: Eukaryota; Viridiplantae; Streptophyta; Magnoliopsida; Myrtales; Lythraceae
Source: RefSeq, a predicted model, not a curated record